AUGAAUGAGUGUGAUUGGAAGCUGAAGGGCAUCAUGAAUGGGAUUGAUGCAAACGAAGGGAACCCACAGUUUGAUGUUUACCUGGCAUUGGAGGGCUACACCAAUUACUCUGCGGAGACUCUUCAGACURGCAAGCCUCAAUGCAAAGCAGCUCUACAAAGGGAGCUUGGUCUUCCUCUUCGGGAGAAUGUUCCUCUAAUUGUGUUCAUUGGCAGGCUUGACCAUCAGAAAGGUGUUGAUCUCAUUGCUGAGUCCAUUCCUUGGAUGGUGGACCAGGAUAUGCAACUAGUCAUGUUGGGCACUGGGAGACCUGACCGGGAACAGCUUCUCGAACAUUUUGAGAGUCAACACCAUGACAAAGUCAGGGGUUGGGUUGGUUUCUCUGUGAAAAUGGCCCAUCAAAUAACUGUUGGUGCAGACAUCCUACUCAUGCCUUCUAGAUUUGAGCCAUGUGGACUGAACCAGCUUUAUGCACUGAGCUACGGGGCAGUCCCU
Molecule: messenger RNA, 495 nt
Organism: Nelumbo nucifera (sacred lotus)
Lineage: Eukaryota; Viridiplantae; Streptophyta; Magnoliopsida; Proteales; Nelumbonaceae
Source: RefSeq, a predicted model, not a curated record